Messenger RNA from Pleuronectes platessa (European plaice), 6117 nucleotides. Its product is annotated as zinc finger protein GLI2-like. Lineage: Eukaryota; Metazoa; Chordata; Actinopteri; Pleuronectiformes; Pleuronectidae. Gene Ontology annotation, cellular component: nucleus. The record is from RefSeq and is a predicted model, not a curated record. Gene Ontology annotation, molecular function: RNA polymerase II cis-regulatory region sequence-specific DNA binding; DNA-binding transcription factor activity, RNA polymerase II-specific. Gene Ontology annotation, biological process: smoothened signaling pathway; regulation of transcription by RNA polymerase II.
CAAAAGGAGGAUAAUUAUGUAUUAGAUGUGCGACUGGGGAAUGGUGUAAGUGAAUUGAGAAUGCACACUUAUGAAAUAACAGAAGGGAGGGCUUGUCUACCAGUAGAUCAAUGAAGAUCACUCACAAUAAUAACCAUAUACGUGUAAUACAUGUAAUCAAAUCACGACAGGCUGUCUCCAAAGUCCUCUACCCUCCUUCUCGUGUCAUUCCCCCAAAUAUGUCUGACUUCGCCUCGUCUCUCCACAGACCUCCAGGACUGACGGGCAGUCCAGUCAUCUCAGACAUCUCCCUGAUCCGUCUGUCCCCCCCACGCCUUAGCCGGGACGGCGAGUCGCCGUUCAGCCCCCCCCACCCGUACGUCAGCCCCCACAUGGAGCACUACCUGCGCUCGGUGCACGGGAGCCCCACCCUGUCCAUGAUCUCAGCCGCACGAGGACUGAGCCCCGCUGAAGGUGAGAUUUCGGGGGCCAACCCCACCGAGUACUACCACCUGAUGGCCAGCGCCAGCCAGAGAAGCCCGUACGGCGACCUGCUGAUGCAGAGCAGCGCCGCAGCCGCAGCCGCAGCCGCUGCAGCCGGUCACCUGCCCGACUACAUCAGCCCCAUGGACGUCUCACGUUUCUCCAGCCCGCGGCUGACCCCCCGGCUGAACAGGAAGAGGGCCCUGUCCAUCUCCCCUCUGUCCGAUGCCAGCAUCGACCUGCAGACCAUGAUCCGCACCUCGCCCAACUCCCUGGUGGCCUACAUCAACAACUCCCGCUCCAGCUCGGCCGCCAGCAGCUCCUACGGGCACCUGUCCGUGGGAGGGAUCAGCCCCUCGUUCAGUUUCCCUCAUCCCAUCAACCCGAUGGCGUACCAGCAGCUGUUGUCCCAGCAGAGGAGUCUCAACGCCUUCGGCCACGUCCCUACUCUCAUUCAGCCGCCACCCUCCUCGUACUCCGCUCGCCAACACCCGCUCACCGCCUCCCCGAUGUCCACCUCGCACAACAUCUCCCACUCGGAGGCAAACCAGAAUGCCAGUGGAGACCCAGCAGUGAGCAGCACGGUCAACCCACUGAUCACCAAGAGGUCAAAGGUCAAGACGGAAGCUGAGGGUCCCCUGCCCAUCUCUCCGACUUGUCAGGACCACGGGGGAGGAAUCUUGGACUUGAGUGAGGAUCUGGAUAAAGACGAGUGCAAGCAGGAACCCGAGGCCGUAUAUGAGACCAACUGCCACUGGGAGGGCUGCAGCAAGGAGUACGACACCCAGGACCAGCUAGUCCAUCACAUCAACAACGACCACAUCCACGGCGAGAAGAAGGAGUUUGUGUGCCGCUGGGACGAGUGUUCACGGGAGCAGAAGCCCUUCAAGGCCCAGUACAUGCUGGUCGUCCACAUGAGGCGCCACACGGGCGAGAAGCCGCACAAAUGCUCGUUUGAGGGCUGUGCCAAAGCUUACUCUCGCCUGGAGAACCUCAAGACUCACCUCCGGUCACACACCGGAGAGAAGCCGUACGUGUGUGAACAUGAAGGCUGCAACAAGGCCUUCUCCAACGCCUCAGACCGGGCCAAGCACCAGAACCGCACACACUCAAACGAGAAACCAUAUGUGUGCAAGAUCGCGGGGUGUACCAAGCGCUACACGGACCCCAGCUCUCUCAGGAAGCACGUUAAGACCGUGCACGGCCCGGAAGCCCACGUCACCAAGAAGCAACGCAGCGACGUCCCCCCGAGGCAGCAGCCGCCCAAGGGCAACGGCGAGAACGAGGCGAACUCCAAGCACGGUGCAAGAGAGGUGGACGGCAACAGCACCUCUAGAGGCAUGGAUGACUGCAUUCAGAUCAAAUCUAUCAAGACGGAGACCUCCAUGACAUAUCAGUCCAGUCCUGGUGGCCACUCGUCGUGUAGCAGUGAGCCAUCGCCUCUCAGCAGCGCCAACAACAACGACAGUGGGGUAGAGAUGGCCAUGCACAGCGGGGGCAGCUUCGGGGACCUCAGUGCACAGGAUGAGUGCCCCAUGGUUGACUCCACCGUUCCUGCAGGGGGACACCUGGGGGGGAUGGGUCUUCAGUUGAGGAAAGCCGUGGGUCAUGGCGGGGUCACCAUCAAGCUGGAAAACAUCAAGAAGGAAAGGCUGAAGACCGUGAGGGACUCCUGCCCCUGGGUCAACUCGGCACCACAGCCCCCACAGGGCCAACGCACCAGUAUGAAGCUGCCUCCCAUACCUGCACUCGGUUCCCUGCUGGAGAGCUCCAAUGUGAUGACUAAUCUAACUGGUCUGCACAACAACCAACGCAUCGGCGACCAGCCUUCAUGUGAAGUCACUCUGCUGAACCAGUUGAACGAGCGGCGUGACAGCACCACCAGUACCCUCAGCUCAGCCUACACAAUGAGCCGCCGCUCAUCUGGUAUUUCCCCCUGCUAUUCCAGCCGCCGCUCCAGUGAGGCUUCCCAGUUUAGUCAUCACCGCAAUAACAAUAUCAGUUCAGCCGACUCCUAUGACCCAAUCUCCACUGAUCUGUCUCGCCGCUCAAGUGAGGCCAGCCAGUGGGGAGGCAGUGGUGCCGGCGGAGGAGGUCUCCCAAGCCUCCUGAGUCUGACACCAGCUCAGCAUUAUCGGCUCAAGGCAAAGUACGCUGCUGCUACUGGUGGAGCUCCGCCUACUCCUCUGCCCAACAUGGAGCGGAUGAGCCUGAGGACACGCAUGGCGUUGUACAGUGACUCCCAGGAAGGCUCGUCUCAUCCAUUCCAUCAGCCGCCCUCUGGAGCUGCACCCAGGCGCUGCAGUGAUAUUGGAUAUGGUGCCCAGAGCAUGAUGCCCCACGAGGUACCUGCCAGCCUCCCACGCCGUGCCAGUGACCCAGUGCGCCGUCCCACACUUGAUCAGUUCUCCUUUCCAAGGGUCCAGCGCUAUAACAGCAUGAACAGCAUGAAUCCCAAUAUCGGUCCAUCAGCUGCAGAACGCCACCAGGCACUGGCCAUGCAGGGCUACACUCGCUCUGAUGGCAGCCUGCAACGCUACCCAUUUGCCCCCAGACCACCUAGCAUUUCUGAGAAUGUAGCCAUGGAGAACAUGGCAGUAGAUGGAAUGAUGACCGGGGGAGAGCAGAAUGGGGACGAGGACAUGGUGCUUCCAGAUGAUGUGGUGCAGUACCUCAGAACCCAGAAUUCUGGCCAUCCAGGCAACAAUUCGGGGCAAGUGGACUAUCAUUCCAACAAUCAGACUCAGGGCUACCAGACAGCCAUGGCCCCACCAACAUCAUUUUAUGCCCAGAGGAGGAUGGCCAUGGUGGAUGCCACCAUGCGUCCAUCUGGUCAGGAUCUGCCUUUCUCAGCAGCAUCAGACAACCUGAACAAGAAUAACAUGCCAGUGCAGUGGAAUGAGGUGAGCUCAGGGACCGUGGACACCACAGCCAAGCUCUCCAGACAACAGCAGCAUCCUCCUAGGGGGAAUCUAGCUGUUGCUCAGCAGAGGAACAAUUUUGGAUCCUUCCCGACACAAGGUCUGGGUUUGGGUAUCAACCAGCAGGUAGUGCCCAUGAGUCAGAAUAUGUCUAUGCAGGGAUAUGCCAACCACAACAGCCAGAGGCCAAUGAACAUUAACCAGCAGCAGAAUCAACAACAGAGGCAAUGUAACAAUGUGAACUUUAGUGAUCAAAUGAGUCCUCAGCAAGGAUAUGGCCAAGAGGCGAUCCCAAACUCUAUAGCUGGGAGCACCAGCAUGAGGCCGACCCGCAACGGUGCCACAGAUCCAGAAUUGCAAACUUACAGAGCAAGGACACAGGCUGAUGGGUAUUCUCACAUGAACCAAGUGGAUCUCCAGCAUAAUUACAACGUUGUUUCUCAGCAGCAGCAACAGCAGCACAUCAUCCACAAUGGAGGCAGAGGAAUGUUACAACCUCGGCCUCCCACAGAGCCCAAGGCUAUCGCCAGACAACACACAGGAUCUAGCAUAGUGCAGCCAAGCCGAAUACCCAAGGCAACGCAUGACACUUCCGAGGCUAGCCCAAAGAGGCCCAGUGGGUCAGUGGCCCAAAACAGCAACUCUUCUGUGUUCUAUACAGGUCAGGUUCACAUGUUUGAGCCAACUUCGGUCAGCUUCGAUGCCCCCAUGUCCCCCUGUGCCAACCAGGCUCCUGCCGGCAACAACAGCGCAGCACCCAAUAUGGCUUCUCCAGGAGUCAACCAGGUCUCCAGCAGUACGGUGGAUUCUUCAACUGGUAGAUCUGGUGGUACGGAACACGCCCAGAUCGACUUUGACACCAUGCUGGACGAUGGAGACCACUCCAGCCUCAUGUCGGGCACCUUGAGUCCCGGUCUUAUGACGAGCCUCUCCCAGAGCUCCUCACGUCUGACCACACCUCGGAACUCUGUCACCCUCGCGUCGGUACCGGCGGGGAUCGGCAACAUGGCCAUCGGUGACAUGAACUCCAUGCUCACAGCUCUGGCUGAAGAAAGCAAGUUCCUCAACAUGAUGAGCUGAGAGCAAUCACCGACCUCAUCGUCCAGCCAGGCUUCACAUCAGGAAUAUAGAGACUACAGACGAAAGCACUGAUUGAACAAUGCAUACCGGUUAUUUCAUACACUUUUUCAUUGUCCGUAGUAAUAUGCUUAUCUUGUAAUAUUUGCUUCAGAAUAUAAUAUGUUACAUUAAAUGGAAUUGAAUAGAAAGUCAAGCUAAGGAGCAUUUUAUAUCAUCAUUUGUUAAAAAGCCAUACUUAUUAGCUACACAUAUAUGAUAGUCCAGGGAAUAUAAAUGACUCCACAAACAACUGCCAUUCAGUAUUUGCUGCCCUUUACAAAGUGGUGCACUGAGAGCAGUUCACUUCGUGCCUUGCUGAGGACAUCGAGCAUCUGACGUCGCAGAACAGGAAACGGACAUGAUAUGUAGAUAUCGGGUAAUAUUUUCUCAUGAAGACCUUAAUGUGUAUAGAUCAUACUGUAUGGUACUUGCUUUAAGUUAUGUUAUAGACUUUUCAUGUUUGAACUCGGGCUGUCAAAGCUUUAGUGGUGGAUUUUUUCAAAUGGCAUUCAUCAAAGCAUAUUACUACUUUGUUUAUUCUGUCCAUGUGCACAACUCAGCAUGUGAGGAAAGAAAAGAGAGUUGCACAGCACACGAUUGAAAUGAAUGAUUUGUAACCAGGUUUAAAACUAUAUCAUGAUUCAUAAGAAGAGCCACCGUUUUCAUCUGUAAUUUGUUUGCAGGAAAAAUUCACAGAACAACAUCAACACCAUGCAUGUAAAAAUUGAAACGUGCCUGUUAUGAAACAAACUGUAAACAUUGGCUGCUAUUGCAGUUUAUAUAUGCACUUAUUUCAAUUUUCCUCCAGCAUAGGAAAGUGCUAUCGUAGAAACCUGUCCUGUGCACAACGUGGGUUUUAAUGCUGGGAUUCAAUUACACCUAGAUUGUGGAAUAAAGGUGCAUGAGUAUCUACAGUUUAUAGAACAGAUUGAAGUCAAGGUGCAUGAUAUUUGAGACCUUUUUGACAAAGCGAAACAUUUGACAGCCCAAGUUUAAAACACAUGGUUGUACAAAAUUAUUGUCCAAGGAUAUUAAGUGCUUUUUUGAUCAUGGUCUGAGCUCUUGGGGACGGCACUGAUGAACCUGAACUGAUUUCCGUCUUUGCCCUGUGGAUCAGAGGAGUAAACUCUCCAUGGUCCAAUCUCACAAGGGUAAAUAAUUGGAAAGGACAAGGAUAUGCCUCUGGAUUAGUCCACCAGGGCACAUGAACCCCGUGUCUGAUGAAGAGCAUUCUCUAAAGGAAUAUACAAGUACCUCUGCGUGUUCUCAGUUGAGAUCCAACCCUAAUUAACACAUUCACGCCGCCUCCCCUCACUGCAUCCCAUGGGUUCUUCAUGGGUUCUGGAUGAACUGCAGAGAGACCAGGAAGGGACUCGGACUUUUAAAAGGAAAUUCUGCUUCUGACAGGAUCUCGUGAACAAGCCCUCCAUCUUCAUCCAUUUUACUAUGUUUGUUGAAUUUCUAAAUAGCCUUUCAAAUGUUUGUGUGUAUGCUUCCAUUCACUUUUACUAUGCCCAGUGUGUGCGUGUGUGUGUGCGUGCGUGCAUGUGUGUGUGAGUGUGUAUAUAGCUUUUGUACAUUUCAAAUAAACUAUCUCUGUUUUUUUCUGUUUAAA